Molecule: messenger RNA, 2185 nt
Organism: Symphalangus syndactylus (siamang)
Lineage: Eukaryota; Metazoa; Chordata; Mammalia; Primates; Hylobatidae
Gene: C5H12orf71
Product: chromosome 5 C12orf71 homolog
Source: RefSeq, a predicted model, not a curated record
GUAAACUCCAUGCACUCGUCCUUCUACCCUCAAGAGGGAUCCAUUUCAGCCUAGGAUGGCAUGGGCAUAGAAUAUUUUGGAAACAAAGGGAUAGAUUCUGUGGCUUUCUUUCCCCUUUUUUCCGUUUCUCUUUCCACAUUCCUGGCUCUAACUGGGUUCUUUCUGUUGCCAUGGUAACCAACAGUCUCAGAACACAGACUUCUGACAGCUGGACUUUUAGCCACAGAGACUCGGGAUACGAAGGAUUUCUCACGUCUCCCUUUUUUGCCUCAGGAGUUAGCAGCACUUCUUCCACGUGGGCAACCACCAGGGCAAGCUUCUCAAGUUGAGAGAGAUUUGUGCCUUUGAACUCCAUGGCAUAUUCAUCCUCUAACAGCGACAUAGAGGACGACAGCUCCAAAUCCAAUUCCAACCUGAGCCUCUCUGUGGGCUAUUUCCCCUGUGAGGACACCCCCUGUGAGGACACAACCUCCUGGGAAGACGCACCUUCCAAGGGUCCUUCCAUCCACUUUCUCCCUCCCAUCCAAGGGGCAUGGGGGACUGAAAGGAUAGGGAGACGCAUGAAGAGACAAGACCAAAUUCAGGAUGAACCAGAGCAGUUUUGCAAACUAAGCAUCUUCCUGGCCUGGGAUGUGGACAUUGGCUCUGACAACACAGACUCAAUAGCUAAUAGGCUUCUAAAUGGAGACAACCUGUGGAUAGACAAGUUACCAAAAGAGAGAACAAAACUGUCUGUUGGCAAACUGAAUAAUCUUGUGCAAGAGUUUCAGACAUUUCUAGAAAAUCUGAAAGAUGAUGACGCUGUAUUUCCUGAAACUGCUCAGAAAGAUUUCCAGCUGUCCAGCGGCUCCCCUCCGGAAAUGGUUCAGAUGAUAAGUCAGGCAACUGCCAGCCAAAGGACAAGCGCUCCAGAGAUCUCCUCAAUCCUGUCACAGCAGCCAGAGAAGGAUGACACUCCUUCCCACACACGGACCCAGUGCUGCCUGAACUUUGGGUGGGCCUUCAGCUGGCUGAGGCAGCAUAUCCUCUCCCCUCUGCUGAGGAGGGAUCACCCUGUGAAUACCACCAAGAGUCCCCAUCGGUCAGCACCAACAAAAAGACUCUUUCACAGAGGCAAGAGAAUUCAACCUCAAGAAACCCUUGAAUUAGGACAUCCCAUAUAGACAGAUUUUUUUUGUUUGUUUGUUUGUUUUGUUUUUUUGAGACGGAGUCUCGCUCUGUCACCCAGGCUGGAGUGCAGUGGCGCAAUCUCGGCUCACUGCAAGCUCCGCCUCCUGGGUUCACGCCAUUCUCCUGCCUCAGCCUCUCCGAGUAGCUGGGACUACAGGCGCCUGCCACCACGCCCGGCUAAUUUUUUGUAUUUUUAGUAGAGAUGGGGUUUCACCGUGGUCUCGAUCUCCUGACCUCGUGAUCCGCCCGCCUCGGCCUCCCAAAGUGCUGGGAUUACAAGCGUGAGUCACCGCGCCCGGCCUAUAGACAGAUUUUUUAACUUUUUGGAAAGUUUAAAAUAAUCCAUAAUAAGGAUUCCAUUAAUAAUCCCCAUCAGUUUAUUUUUUCCUCAAUAAACAAAAUAAAUGCUCUUGUUACCCUACGUCUUCCUCUCCCAGCACACCAUCUUGACUCACAUUUCAAGCAUAUGUGGGCCAGGUGCGGUGGCUCACGCCUGUAAUCCCAGCGCUUUGGGAGGCCGAGGCAGGCAGGUGGAUCACCUGAGGUCAGGAGUUUGAGACCAGCCAGGCCAAUAUGGCAAAAAUCCAUCUCUACUAAAAAUACAAAAAUUAGCUUGGCGUGGUGGGCGCCUAUAAAUCCCAGCUACCCAGGAGGCUGAGGCAGGAGAAUCGCUUGAACCUGGGGGCAGAAGUCGCAAUGAGCUGAGAUCACACCACUUCACUCCAGCCUAGGCAAAAGAGUGAAACUCUAUCUCAAAAAAAUAAAUAAAUAAAUAAUUAAAAUUAAAGAAAAAUUUUAAAAAAGAAAAGAAAGUGUAUGUGAUGUCUAGAAGACAAAUUUAUUCUCAGAAAUAAAUUUAAGUAGUAUUAUGCUUCCUGAACUAAAGUAUUCUUUUUCUCUCCUCUCACCCAUUCUUACUGGAUUUUACCCUAGUUUAUCUAUUUUAUGUGUUUUAACCUAUUUUAUCAUUAACCCAAAUCCCCAUUUUCAGUAGGCAGCAGCGUGACCCAUCAGA